Juglans regia (Persian walnut) is the source of this 711-nucleotide messenger RNA. RefSeq lists its product as uncharacterized. Gene Ontology annotation, molecular function: nucleic acid binding; zinc ion binding. The transcript is spliced from 4 exons. Bases 1 to 711 code for a protein of 236 amino acids. The record is from RefSeq and is a predicted model, not a curated record. Lineage: Eukaryota; Viridiplantae; Streptophyta; Magnoliopsida; Fagales; Juglandaceae.
AUGCAUCCUCCCACCUUCGAUGGUCGGGGCGACGCAACCUUAGCAGAAGACUGGAUUCAAGAUAUUGAGGAGUUACUCCGCGUUAUAAACUGCACGGACGUACAGAAGGUUCUAUACUCUGCUUUCAAACUAACGGGAGAAGCAAAAAGAUGGUGGAUUUCUGAAAGAACCAUCAGAGAAGCGGAAGGGACAAAAAUAGGAGCUAUGUCAGUACACCAGUACGCAGCUAGAUUCAUCGAGUUAUCACGCUUUGCUGCAUAUUUGAUCCCUGAUGAGGAGAAGAAGGCUCUAUUUGAGCGGAGCCUUCAAAGAAGCGAAACACUACUGGAACAGAGGAAGAGGACUGCGCCACAGGGAUCUCAAUCUGCAGUGGAUCAAGGGCCGUGGAAAAAUAGAAAUGAUGGGAGCAGCUUGGGGCAAAAGCAAAUGCAAGUAAAUCAAUCGAACAGCCUCUGUAAGUUUUGUAAUCGUGCACAUACUGGAGAGUGCAGAAGGGAAAUGGGGGCAUGUUUUCGAUGCGGUAAGACCGGACAUCUUAUCAGGGAUUGCCCUUUGCUGCUGACAGAUAACAAGAAGCCUAACCCACAUCCAGGUUCCCAACAAGUGAAUCAGGUUAAUAAUCAACGUAGAAUGGGACCGGCCCGAGUGUUCGCACUAACAUCUGAAGAUGCUAAGAAUGACAACAAUGAGAUCACAGGCUCUGUUUCAUGA